Messenger RNA from Perognathus longimembris pacificus (Pacific pocket mouse), 2487 nucleotides. RefSeq names its product centrosomal protein 89 (gene Cep89). The record is from RefSeq and is a predicted model, not a curated record. The transcript is spliced from 19 exons. Lineage: Eukaryota; Metazoa; Chordata; Mammalia; Rodentia; Heteromyidae. Gene Ontology annotation, cellular component: ciliary transition fiber; centriole. Gene Ontology annotation, biological process: chemical synaptic transmission; cilium assembly; mitochondrion organization. The coding region runs from base 116 to 2464 and encodes 782 amino acids.
UGAUGGUAGGCCGGCGCGGAGAGGCACAGCUGUGGGUGCGGUUUCUGGCUGCGGGAGUAUCUCCUAGGAAAGUCCAGGCCGCAGGCCUGCCUGCUCCCAAAGUCCCGUAACGAAGAUGCUGCUGAGCUUUCGGAGGGACCGCAAGAGGCAGUUUAAACACAUCAUCCAUGGCCUCCUCCCUGCAGCCAGCAUCGCCCCGAAGCCAGCUGUACCCCGCACGCCUCCUCCGCGCAGCCCAGACCCGUCUCCAGAGCGACCCCGGUCUGCCCUGGCCGCAGCCAUUCUGGCAACCACACUGACUGGACGGACCGUCGCCAUUCCCCAGCCUCGCCAGAGAUCCUGGUCCGAGAGCGACACUUUCUCGUUGGGGAAGGACAGUGCCACGGAGCCACGGGCAGCCGCGGCUGAGCCCAGGCCUCGGCUGGAUUGGGAGAGCAAUUCAGGCAAAGUCCUUUCUUUGCCCUCCUUUGAGACAGUGGACUACAGGAAUGAGGAUGGCGGCGUGCCGGUGUCCACCAGCGACAAGGAGUCAGGGGACAGCAGUGCUGUGCGCACUGUGCCCCACAGAGGCCAGGUGCUGCUAUGGAGUGAAGAGGACAGUGAGCCUGAUGAUGCCACCUCUGCCGCCGCCUCGGAGUCAGGGCCCCCCAGCCCCUCCCCUCUCCCUCGCCAACACACACAGCCUGAUGGUACAUACUGUGUUCUGAAUUUAAAGGAUGACAGAACGCCGUUGUGUGACAAGCCGCCCCCCUCCCCAGAUCUAGCUGGUCGAGUACGACAGAGAUUUGUAGAAAUAACCAAAGAAAAGUUUGAGGAGUUGAAAGAAGAAAAUUUGCGCCUAAACACAAAAAAUCACACUCUCAGAGCUCAUCUAAAUGCUACAAAGAAAGAAGUGAAAGAUUUACAGUCAAAACUUGAGAAGCUGGAGCAGGACGACCAAAGGCCGGAAGAGGCUGCGCAGGCGUCCGGUCAGGGAGGGGGUACCUCCCUCGUCCUGAGAGUACCUGCUACACUUGAGUUGCUUUCUCUAAGAAAGCACGUGGAAGAGCUGGAACAUGAAAAUGACCAGUUGAAAGCCAUCACCCAUCGUUUGAAUGUGGAACUGAGUCGCUACCAAACAAAAUUCAGGCAUUUGUCCGAGGAAGAGAGUUCAGACGCCGGCGCCCUCCCAGCAAAUGGCCCCACGCCCCCCUGGCUGGUGGAUAUCAAGUACCUUUCACCCCUGUUGCUGGCUUAUGAAGACAGAAUGGACGAGAAGGACCAGCUGAAUGCUACCCUUGAGGAGGAGAUGCGCGCGUUCAGGGUGCGGGUGCAGCAGGUGGUGGAGGAGAACGAAGGCCUGCACCGGGUGAUGGAGAAGAGCAUGGCUGCCAGCAUGGCGGAGCGGCAGCAGCUUCAGACGCAAGCCGAGCUGGUUUUGGAGGAAAACAAGUUGUUGAUAGAGCAGUUGAUGAUCCAGGAGAACAAAGCCCAGGACGUCCAUCGGGAGCAGCAGCAGGAAGUGUCUAAGCUGACUAAACAACUCAUGCUGCUGGAGAUGAAAUCCCAGAGUCAGGAGAAGGAGCUGGUGGAGAGCAAGGAGCAGCUGGAGGCCUUGCAGGCCACCUGCCAGGAACUCAGGGCAGACGUGGACAGCAAGGUCACCAUGGACCUGCAUAACUCCAUUGUAAACAAGUUACAGAGCCAGCUGCAGGCAGAGGAGGAGAAGGAACGGGCGGAGCUGGAGGAGCUGCUGGAGAAGCUGACCGUCCUGCAGGUGCAGAACAAGAGUCUGUUGCUGGAAAAGAAGAACUGGGCCUCUCGGAACAAAGCACUGCAGGCCAGCCUUGAGCAGUCACAGAAGAAGAACAGGAAAUACCAGAAGAAAAUGGAUUCUCUCAAAAAGCAUGCAGAAAAAGCCUUGAAGAACGAGCUCUGUGCUCAUAACUACCUGGCCAGCCUCAUUACCUUGACAGAGAAUUUAGCCCAGGAGCGAGAUGGCCUCAAACAUUUGGCUAAAUGUCUAGAAAGCGAGAAGCAUGGAACUUUGGACAAAAUCAUAAAAAGCAAUAUCCGCCUGGGGAAGUUGGAGGAGAAAGUCAAGGGCUACAAGAAGCAGGCAGCCCUGUGGCUGGGGGACGCCAGCCACCUGCUGACGCAGCAGGAGGAGGACUUCGCCUGCAAGGCGGCCCGGUACCAGCAGGAGCUGGGGCACCUGCAGCGUGUGCUACAGGACAAGCAGGAGGUGCUGGACCAAGCGCUGCGGCAGAAGAGAGACAUGGAAGGCGAGCUUGAGAUUGUGUGGAAGUCCACGGCCAAAGAGAACCGCAGGAUGCGUGAGCUCCUCCAGGAGAGGGCCGGUCUUCGGGACCCGCCAGGAGCCGGCCAGGACCCCUGCCGGGACGGAGGCCUGCGGGAUCGCUGCUGUGAUGUGCGGCCUCCUGACCCCGCUACUAACCCCAGCACGUGGGAGCUCGUGGGCUAGGACAGGACAGGGGCCCGACCGGG